CAAUGCCAGAGCGUGCGGUGAAAAGUGCAGCGUAGGCAUGCGCGCCUCGCACAAGAUUUCACCGCGCCAAGAACUCCGCGAGUGGCAGCGCACGGUGGGCAGCGGUAGGCCGUCGCUGGCGGACGUCGCGGCUCCGCAGACCCGUUCCAGCCGCGCGCGAUCGAAUCCAACAACAACCAACAACAACAACUCGACGACGACGCGCGGAGUUCUUAUCACUCACCUCGCGACUACCUCGCGCGCGGGACUCGUCGCACAUUUCGGUGCCGCGCCGCGCCGCCAAAUGCAAACAGAUACAUAUUCAUGCGCCCGACGCGAAGGCGACAGCGUCACCGAGAUCCUCGCACGAUAGCGCCUUCAAGUCGACUUUACCCGCGAGCGCGCGCGCCACCCAAGACGUCCAACCCGCACCUGUCGAACGCGCAUUCAUGUUGACACCGUCGUCGACAUGCUGCUGACACACGAGCUCAUCUUUUUCACGGUGCUAUGCCUGAUUGGCACCCAUGGUAAACCAUCGCUCUCCUUCAAUCUGCAUCCGUUCCAGGUGUUUAACGGUUUUGGUGCGAUGCGCGAGGACCGCGACGCCGUCAAGAAGUACUCAGGGAUACGCGUCUCCAAUGAUUCCCUGCGGCAGGUCUACUUCAAUGAGCAAACCGUCGCCAUCGUCGAACUCGCCGAGCAUAAACGUCUUCUCAACUGUGAAUUCAUCGAAGUCUACUAAAAUGAAGACGCGGUGACACUGCUCUACGAGCUGCAGAAAAUUGCGAAGCCCGUCCAUAUAGGAUUCCCCGACAUGGUCAAACUGAUGUCGCAAUGCACCGAGGUGGAGAACAACAACCGGAAGCCGGCGCGAUCGCAAAGCGUGCGCAGUUCCGGAUUAGGCAAAGGAUUGUUCACGAUCAAUCCGCUGACCCUGCUCAGUGGCAUCAUUCCAGGAACAAAAUGGUGCGGAACUGGUGACAUUGCCGACCAUUACCAUGAUCUGGGCCAGGACGAUGCAGAUCGCUGCUGUCGCGCGCAUGAUUUAUGCCCGGUGAAGGUCCGCGGCUAUGCGAAGCGGUACAACAUCACCAACAUGUCCUACUACACUAAGAGCCACUGCCAAUGCGAUGAGCGUCUCUUCGAGUGCCUUAAGACCACCACCGGUCCCACCUCGCACAUCCUCGGCAAUGUUUACUUCAACCUGCUGCAGGUGCCGUGCGUCGAGGACCUGCCCGACGGUAGUAAGGAAUUCCGCGAUGCCAAAAACAAUUUCUGAGAUGGUUUCCGAAGCUCGCAACUCAAAAUCUCCAGCCAAGCCGUAGAUUAUUAAAUAAAUAAUAUAUAUAUAUAUAUAGAAAAAAAUGAAUCGCCGAAUCAUGUGACGGCACAAAGUUUGUUGUUUGUUGUAAAAUUGUUUAUAUUCGCAUUACUUGCCGACGCAAUGCGCAGUCAGUUUGUUAACGUUUGAUAUCUCACCCCAAUGUAAGUUGUGUAAAACGAUAAAAAAUGGAAAUGAACGAAA
Dalotia coriaria is the source of this 1504-nucleotide messenger RNA. Its product is annotated as group 3 secretory phospholipase A2. The transcript has 4 exons. The record is from RefSeq and is a predicted model, not a curated record. Lineage: Eukaryota; Metazoa; Arthropoda; Insecta; Coleoptera; Staphylinidae. Gene Ontology annotation, biological process: phospholipid metabolic process; arachidonate secretion.